AUGGUCCUGAUUUUCCUGGCAGCCCUGGUGGCACUCACAGACUUUGGUCAUGCCCAAAAGGACUCUGUGCUCCAGUUCCCAGCAGAAAUGACCAUCCAGGUGGGACACAACACAACAUUGCACUGCUAUUUCUCCACCAGCUAUUCCAAUCCUUACAUCUUCUGGUACCAGCAGAGGCAGACCCAGUCCCCUCAGAUGCUGCUGCAGGUGGACAGAUGGAAACCUCAGAUGGAUUCAGGGAGGUUCUCCUCCGUGCUGUCUGCAGAAGACUCCCAGGUGCUUCUGCAUGUGCAGGAUGCUGAGCUCCAGGACAGCGCUGCCUAUUUCUGUGCACUGAGCCCACCGGAUUAUGGCUCUGGCUAUGACAAGCUGACCUUUGGCUCAGGAACCAGACUGUCCAUCCAACCCAAUAUUACUCCAUCUCCUUCAGUCUACAGGCUGACCUCUAAAGAUGAUGAGGAUUUGGAAAUGUGCCUUAUCACAGAUUACUCCCCUGAAAAGCUUACUCUUAACUCAGCUGAUAAGCAGACAAGUGCUAUUGUGGAGGUGGCAAUAUCUGAAAACAAACAGGAAGCGAGCUACCUGUCAACCUACUGGGCCAAGAAAGAUGAAAUGCAGUGUGGUGCAAAUCAUGAGGGCUUUGGAGAACUAGAGGGCGAGGAUCCUGAAAGUGGUACUAGCAGUGUAUGUGUUACAGGGGUGUCUCUACACUUCAGGACAGAUGAAAACCUGAACAUGCUGUCUUUAUCACAGCUGGGCCUUAAGAUAGUUUUAAUGAAAGGAAUAAUUUUUAAUGUGCUGAUGACGAUGCUUAUGUGGAAUAAAAAAGAAUGAAAGUUAUGACAUGGUGACAUUCUGAAGUACGAAAAAAUCUGCUGAGGAAUCUACCAGAGCAUCAUGUGCAAGAGAGAGCACAGACAUUUCUGUUAUGAGCUGUAUCACUUGCUGUUUCUGUAUAUCAUGCCAGCCAUUAUAGUAUAAAUUGCUUUAUUUGCAUUGUUAGGAAGCUACUAAAAAAUUCUCAGCAUUCUGCUCCCCCACAUGCCUGAUUCACUCCUUUUGCAUCAAGCCCAGUUUGCUAUAACUAUAAAUAACUAUAAAUUGCCAAACAUCACUAUUAAUUGCAUUAAAAUGACACACAAUUUCUGCUUGGGGCAGUGUUGUUCAAAACAGCCAGCUAAAUAGCUAAAUAUCACUUGAAUGUGAAUUUUUCAUAGUUGGAUUCCUUUCAUAUAUGCACUACUUAGAGUACACCCUGCAGACACCAUUUCAGUUGCAAAUGAAACACUCUGAAAAGCAAAGAGAGUCUUAUAUAAGGUGUUAUGGCCAAUGUCCUGCUAUCUUUUGCUAAAGCAGAGCAAGGUAUCAUUUUUCCCCUAAAAGAUUUGCUGCUAGGUCUCCCAGAAGUCCCAAAUUCAGUGAAAUUCUCACUUCAUUAUCACAAAAGAAAAAAAUGGUUUUUACUGUUUUUUAAGUCUCCCUGUCCUUGUCCAUUUUCUGAAUUUAAACCAGCUUAAGAUUUGGUUUUGUGUGUAGUAAAAAAGCAACCUUUGCUCUUUUUGUUCAGUUCAAACAGCCUUAGAUUUUCCAGUUUCUAUUAUAAUCAUUGCAUAAAACUGAAGUACGUGUCCACCCCUUGGAAACAGUGCAUGUAUGUGAAAUUUGUAUGCUGCUAAUUCUUUAAUUGUACCAGCAACCACCCUGAUAUCUUGGCAUUUCUGUAGGCCUGCUAUUAAACAAUUCUUAUAAAAAAUAAGAAACUUGUUUGUCUUUUGUAUCUGUAGUUUGAGGAA
Molecule: messenger RNA, 1793 nt
Organism: Apus apus (common swift)
Lineage: Eukaryota; Metazoa; Chordata; Aves; Apodiformes; Apodidae
Product: T cell receptor alpha chain MC.7.G5-like
Exons: 7
Coding region: 1-834 (277 amino acids)
Source: RefSeq, a predicted model, not a curated record